Molecule: messenger RNA, 2214 nt
Organism: Microsporum canis CBS 113480
Lineage: Eukaryota; Fungi; Ascomycota; Eurotiomycetes; Onygenales; Arthrodermataceae
Exons: 1
Coding region: 1-2214 (737 amino acids)
Molecular function (GO): protein binding
Source: RefSeq, a predicted model, not a curated record
AUGCCUUCUCCGAAACCCCCGUUCGAGCUCAAGGACCACUGUACCCUCAUACAUCAAAAUGUCCUCUAUGUAUACACUCCGGCCGGGUUUAUGUCGCUGGCUCUCGAGCCAAAGGCGAAAUGGAAGAAGCUGGGCAUGGGCAUGUCUGUGACAGGAGCGUCCUGCUUCAAGGGCCCUACAGAUGGAGAUUUGAACAAUCCAGCCUUUUACGUGGUUGGCGGUACAGGUGGUCCCGAUGACUACCUCGGGGUCCAGAGCUAUUCGUUUUUAGACAAGAAGUGGAAAUUCCCGAGUCUAGAUGGAAACAAUAUGAAAAAUAGAGUCAACCACGAUGCGGUCUAUCUCGAGUCUCUAUCGUCGAUCCUUGUCUUCGCGGGUUCUACCAACGGAAAUCCGAGCCCGUCAACCGAAACGUUCGUGAUCUCCACGAACCCCAAUUUAUAUCACAUAGAAUCCCGAGGCGGACCUGUUCCACCAUCCCUAAAACCAGUCCUUCUGGCCUGGGGCAAGGACACGGCGAUACUUGUCGGUGGUAAUGAGGAUAAUAAAGUCUACCAGUUCAUGAACGGUGCAUGGCGGACAUUUGAUUACGUUUUAGAAAGUCCAAUUGUUGAUCCUGUCGCAACUCCGGUCAUCACAAAUCCUUACAUAGACGGGAACAUGGCCUUGCAAGUUUUCGACCUUGGAGCAUCUCCAGUAACAGUUCGUACGGAUAGCUUGGUACCGCCGGGCGCCCCUCAUAGACGGUCAACUCACUCCCGGCAUCACGAUCACGGUCACUCCAGCAUAUGGAAACGGUCCUCAUACCCUGCUUACAACUCUACGCUGGCUCCCACGGGAUCUCGCACCGGAGCCUCUAUCGCGUCUGACCCUGGGUAUAACAACAGAGUGGUGAUUUCUGGUGGUAACAAUGAAGAACCUAUUGUAAUUUUUAAUCAGGACGUCAAUGGAUGGCUAGAUAUUGACCAUUUCUUUGCUGUCUCAACCAUGACUUCCUCUACUAUGACCCCAAUGAGCAAUACAAUGACAAUGACGCCCACUAUAACCGCUGCACCAACAUUGACCUCCUCCCCUUCCGCAACAGAAACUUCCACCUCCAGUGAUCGAGUUCACGGUUCUGUUCCUCCUGAUGGCCGUACCUUGACCAUUAUUGGCGCAACGCUGGGGACUCUCCUUGGUAUCGGGGCCAUUAUCAUUCUUGUCUUACUCCUGCUUGCAUGGAGGCGGCGGACUAGCUUAUACUACCAACAUACCAAGGAAAAGCACAUGAACUCGGACGAUAAGGAUAGGUUCAGCUUUCAGGAUGCAGGAAUGGAACCUCUCACGCGUUCCAUACAACCGAUUGCAAGAGGCCCCGUUCCUUCAACUGAUUCCUGGGCAUACAUUUCUGGGCAAGUUGACGAUUAUUCUCGAGGUUCCGUAAACCCACCACCGCCAACUCGCUGCAUGCCUGUAUCUGAGAAAGGGCCAAGCCCGCUUCGAGAUAUGGAAUCAACUCGUGAUGAACGGCCUGACAGUGAUGUCUACCCACCAGCUUCAAAUAAACCCUCUUUUGGAGCUAAGGUUGACUCCAAACCAACCGAGGCUGAUGGUCGGCUCACGGAUGAAGGCUGGAGCAAAUACUUCCAGGGUGACAAGAUCGAUGGAUCGAUAAAAUCCCGCGCCUCCUCUGUCGACUCCAAAUACUCCAAGUCCGACUACAGAUCAGACUGUCAAAACAGCGGAUGGCCCCAUGUAUCAGCCGAAGUGCCACCCCUAAACGUUGCGCGGUUUGACGGACCACAACCCCUAGGAAUUGUCGCGAGCGGCAGCCCUAGCACCGAGCACCCUCCCAAAUGGCCAUUCACACAACAUCAAGGCAUGGCAGCGAAGAUAUCCAGUGCAGACUCUAUCAGCCUCAACUCCGACGACUACUACGACGACAAGAGGGACACCAGGACAGAUGCCUUCUCGUCAGGCGUUCCAGGCAGCACCCACGAUGUGGAUCGCUGGGGCCGGAUGUCAAGAGAGCCUCGGGUGGCAAGUAGUAAUUACUCGAAUAGUGUAUACUACGAUAACCCCGGCCCUCCGCCGCCUGGGGGUCCGGACCGAUACCUGAAUGCAAUGCCUGAAAGUCGUGCUCCCUCCUCUAAUUACGGGCGUAACGCCCGCUCGGUGAACAGGGGAAUAGUCAGCUCUGAUAUCAGUUGGCUGAACAUUGGGAACAACAGAUAG